Cyprinodon variegatus (sheepshead minnow) is the source of this 1486-nucleotide messenger RNA. Its product is annotated as lysosomal thioesterase PPT2-like. Gene Ontology annotation, molecular function: thiolester hydrolase activity. Lineage: Eukaryota; Metazoa; Chordata; Actinopteri; Cyprinodontiformes; Cyprinodontidae. Gene Ontology annotation, cellular component: lysosome. The transcript is spliced from 8 exons. Bases 37 to 942 code for a protein of 301 amino acids. The record is from RefSeq and is a predicted model, not a curated record.
CUGCAGACAGAAGCACACAGCAGACCCCGUCCUGCCAUGGACCCCCCGGUAGACCCUGAGUGGGUGGAGAUGAGGGCCCCGCGGGGCCCCUCCGCGGUGCUGCUGAUGCUGCUGCUGGCUGCGGGCUGCGCAGACGCCUUCAGACCCGUCAUCAUCGUUCACGGCAUCCUGGACGGACCAGAACAGUUCAGGAACCUGUCCGCGUUCAUCCAGAAGGUGCAUCCAGGUACCCAGGUGUCCAUCAUCAGUCUGUAUAACUGCAUGGAGAGCCUGAAGCCGCUGUGGGAGCAGAUCCAGGAGUUCAGGAAGGCCAUCGAGGACAUCAUGAAGGACUCCCCUGAAGGAGUGCAUCUUCUGUGCUUCUCACAAGGUGGUCUAAUUUGUCGUGCGGUUCUUUCUACGUCCCCCAAUCACAACGUGCACACCUUCAUCUCUCUGUCGUCACCACUGGCCGGGCAGUAUGGAGACACAGAUUACCUGAACAGGUACCUUCCUGGCUGCAUGAAGAAGACGGUUUUUCUGUUCUGCUACAACAACUUGGGGCAGAAGUUGUCUAUCUGCAACUACUGGAACGACCCCCACCACAGAGACGUCUACCUGAAGAAUAACACCUUCCUGCCGCUGGUGAACGGAGAAAAACCUCACAAGCUCAUGAAAGAUUGGAGAGAAAACUUCCUGCGCAUCAAGAAGAUGGUGCUGAUUGGAGGACCAGAUGAUGACGUCAUCACUCCCUGGCAAUCCAGCCACUUUGGUUUCUAUGACAACAGCGAGGACGUUGUGGACAUGAGGAACCAGCAGUUUUAUAAACUCGAUACGUUUGGUCUGAAGACGCUGGACGCCCGGGGCGACGUGACGCUGUGUGUUCAGGCCGGGGUGAAGCACACACACUGGCACUCCAACUUCACCGUUUUCACCAACUGCAUUGAGGAGUGGCUGGUGUGAAGGAGGCGCCUCCGCCACCAAACUCCUCCUGAUCUCUGAGGAUUCCAACAGUUUGUUUAAUGGCGGCGCCUCCAUCAACCUGAUUCUAGUUCAACCUAUCCCGACGAGGAAACUGAAACUGCUUAAACUCUUAAAAGUAUCUUUUAAACCAACCCUGUCGCUGUAUUAUCUGUUAAAGGAUCUAUUUUCAUAAUUUAUCCCAUUUUCUUUAACUGUUUUUCUUUAUAUUCUCCAUUUAUUGGAUAUUCAAACUUUCACAAAAUAAAUUAAUUUAAAUGCUGAAAUAAGAACAUUAACUUUAAGUGCCUGAAUGAAAAGAUUAAUUUUUUUAAAUUAGGUAUUAUUUUAACACAAUCAGAACUUUUCUGAACAGAAAGGUUUUUUCUCUCCGUCUCCCAGGAUGUUAAACAGGAUUAAUUGUUCCUGUUUAUUUUAUUUCCUAAACUCAGAGUGAAAAUUAUAUAAAACUUCUUAUUAACAGUAAGUUUUCUAAGAUCACAUUUUGUUUAAUUCUAUGUAUUAUUAUUCUAAUAUUGGCUAUCAG